AUGCCACACCAGCCGAAGACAAUCCACAACAGAUCUCACAAAAAGAAGCCCAUGUCGGUGAACUCGUUUAGCGCAGCGUCGAGAUGCCCCCAGGCUUAUCUCGACAUUGAAGACGAAGACGAGGAGGAGGAUCUUGUCAUUCAGCAGCUCCUAUAUCCUGAUCCUCAUGCUGUCGCCCAGCGACGCGGAGGGUCACGCCCCGGCAAACGUGCCAACAAGAACCGAGACUUUCAGACGCGUUACCAGCGCUUCGUAGAGCAGUAUUUUGCGCCGAUUCCAGUCUAUGAUGAUGAUGACUUUAGAAUUCGAAAUCGCAUGAGCAAGACUAUGUUUUAUCGCGUUUUGAACGGUGUACUUGAUGCAGAUUCCGCGUAUUUUGAGCAGCGACCGAAUGCAGCAAAGAAAAUGGGCAUUCACCCUCUUAUGAAGAUGUCCAAGACGGCUAUCUACAAUAACGUCUGUCAUUUCGUGGAUGCCGUGGACAAGCAGUUUGGUGACGAGUAUCUACGAUCUCCUACGGAAUCAGAUAUGAAGCGGCUACUCGAAUUACGCGGCGUGGAUUUGUCGGAAUGUGGUGCAGCAUCGACUGCAUGCACUGGGAGUGGCAAAACUGCCCGACCGGUUGGGCUGGGCUGCUUAAAGGCAAGGAGAAAAAACCUACGGUUGUUCUGGAGGCGUGCGCAGAUAAGGAGCUUUGGAUUUGGCACGCUAGCUUUGGCUGGCUUGGAGCGCUAA
Messenger RNA from Phytophthora infestans T30-4, 735 nucleotides. RefSeq lists its product as uncharacterized. The transcript is spliced from 2 exons. The record is from RefSeq and is a predicted model, not a curated record. Lineage: Eukaryota; Oomycota; Peronosporomycetes; Peronosporales; Peronosporaceae. The coding region runs from base 1 to 735 and encodes 244 amino acids.